This is a messenger RNA of Trichoderma breve, 2244 nucleotides long. Its product is annotated as asparagine synthase domain-containing protein. Gene Ontology annotation, cellular component: cytosol. Gene Ontology annotation, molecular function: asparagine synthase (glutamine-hydrolyzing) activity. The record is from RefSeq and is a predicted model, not a curated record. NCBI's taxonomy places the organism in Eukaryota, Fungi, Ascomycota, Sordariomycetes, Hypocreales, Hypocreaceae. The transcript has 3 exons. The coding region runs from base 1 to 2244 and encodes 747 amino acids.
AUGUGUGGAUUCGUCGCUAUUGUUACUCUCUCUCCGACGGUUGAUUCCGGUCUUAAACUAGGGAGCCCAUCGAACACUACAACUCUGGAUCCAAAAACUGGCAUCUAUGCGACUGGUAGCUGUAUUAACCCUAACCUGGGCGGCUCAGUCCUCAACGGCCAGGACGACAACAAGGAGAUCCCAGGAUUCUCAAAGGUGACUGCCCAGCUACAAGCAGCUGUUGACGCCAUCAACCAUCGCGGGCCGGACGAGUCAAACGUGUGGGUCAACGAAAAUGAGAGUGUCGGCCUUGCCCAUUGCCGUCUUUCCAUCAAUGAUCUCUCGCCUGGGGGCUCACAGCCUAUGCAUAGCGAUGACGGGCUGAUCCAUGCUGUUGUUAAUGGAGAGAUCUAUGACCACGAUCGUAUCCGGGACAUCUGCAUGUGUGAGUAUGGCUACCGAUUUGCUGGCCAUAGCGACAGUGAGCUAGUUCUUGCUCUAUACAAGAUUCACGGUGUUCCUGCCAUGUUUGAGCACUUGCGUGGCGAGUUCAGUUUCGUACUCUAUGAUUCUCGAGAGGGUAGCAAUAAGAUCAUCGCCUGCCGUGACAGAUUCGGCAUUAAGCCUAUCGUAUACACCGUUAGUGGCCAGAGACUCCUUAUCGCCUCCGAGACGAAGGCCUUUAUGAGUAUGGGUUGGCAGGCCGAGUGGGACGUCGACGCAAUCGUCGAUGCGGGAUGGAUGGUGGAUGACAGAACUCUCUUCAAGGGAGUGCGCAAAAUCUUACCCGGCCAUUGGAUGGAAGUGAGCGGCAGAGGAAUACUGCACCACCGAUAUUGGGAUGCUGACUACAAGGAUAAGGCGGAACCCGAGGUUCGAAGUAUUGACGAGAUGGUUACCGGCGUGCGAGAAAGGCUCAUUGAAUCAGUCAAGAUUCGCCUCCGCGCUGAUGUUCCCGUUGGCAUCUACUUGUCAGGAGGAAUAGAUUCAUCUGCCAUAGCCGGAAUCGUCACGGAGCUGGCCCGCAAACAGCAUGUCAAGAUCGGCGACAAGGAGGCUACGCGAGUAACAUGCUUCAGUGUGCAGUUUCCGGAGGCCACGGGCUACAAUGAAGCAGAUAUUGCAGACCGAACGGCCAAGUGGCUGGGUGUUGAAACGAUCAAGAAGGAUGUGACGGAAGCCACCUUGGCGAACAGCUUCCAAGACGCCGUAUUCAAUUGUGAGCAUCAUCACUUUGACCUAAACUUUGUGGCCAAGUUCGCGCUAUCUGAGCUUCCUCGCGAACACGGUGUAAAGGUAGUCAUUACCGGAGAGGGUGCCGACGAGCACUUCGCAGGUUAUCCUUACUUCCCCAGCGAGUAUCUGCGCGAGCCUGACUUGGCAAUGCCGGACUCGGAACUGGUUAAAAACAACCACCAGCGUCAGAUAAUGCAGCAAGCCGCAGCUGCAGAAAUGAACGCCAUAUGGCGUUCUAUUGGAGCAGCGACCUACGAGGGGACUGCGGAGAGUAACAACCUGUUAAAGGAUACCAAUGGUAAUGCGAUGCCCAACAACCUGCUGGCUUGGCAUCCCACCAUCGGCCUCUUCUCUUCUUGGGUUCGCAAUCACUAUGGAGAGCAACUCGACUGUAGAGCCACCCUCAUGUCAUCUUACCCGGCUGAUGUGCGUGACAAGAUGAGAGAGAAGUGGCAUCCGCUGCAUACAGCUCUGUAUAUCUGGAACAAGAGCCAACUGGCCAACGUGCUUCUCUCGUGCCUGGGAGAUCGUACGGAAAUGGCCCACAGCGUCGAGGGCCGAACUCCAUUCCUCGAUCAUCAUUUGGCCGAGUAUGUGAAUAAUCUUCCGCCCAGCGUCAAGCUUGCCUAUGCUCCCCCACAACCGGAACAAGAUGGUGGGAAGACCAAUUCAGGAAAGGAUCCCAUUUGGCAGGAAGCCGGGUUCUCUCUGCGCUCCCUGACGUCUAAAUGGAUUCUGCGUGAAGCCGCCCGCCCCUACAUUCUUGACGAACUGUAUAAUCGAAAGAAACAUCCCUUCCUGGCCCCUACGAAGUGGCCCCAACAUGGCCCUUUGCAUCAGAUGUUCAAGAGCAUUGCAACCAGAGAAUCUGUGGAAAAGCUUGGGUUCGUCGACCCUCAGGUGGUCGAGAAAGCAUUCAGCACCGCUUUCGGCGACAAGGCCGAGCCACGAUCGUUCCGUAUUCUCUGCGAAGUUUCCGCUUGGAUUACGCUGGCCGACAAGUUUAAUAUUCUUCCCGCUAAGCCAUGA